Frieseomelitta varia is the source of this 1476-nucleotide messenger RNA. RefSeq lists its product as uncharacterized. The coding region runs from base 1 to 1476 and encodes 491 amino acids. The transcript has 6 exons. The record is from RefSeq and is a predicted model, not a curated record. Lineage: Eukaryota; Metazoa; Arthropoda; Insecta; Hymenoptera; Apidae.
AUGGACCCGCGGCGCCGGUGUCUCGAGGAGCAAUUGCAAAGAAAAGAAUCGGAAGCUACGGAGUUGCGUCGAAACCUCCGCGAACUGGGGGCCAAGUUUCAGCAGCUCGAGCGAGCUUUCGAAAUCAACUUGCAGUCGCAGGUCUAUUUGGAAGUUGAGCUUAAUCGCGUGCAACUCGAAAGCGAAGAGCUUCGGGAGCUUAACGCCAAGGCUGCGCGAGCGAGAACGAAAUUGAACUCGAUACUAAUGAAUGCAAUAACUGAGAGGGAUCAUUGGAACAACGCUUUCCUACAGCAAAGAGAACUUGUUAAAAGAGACAAAAUUGAACGCGAAGGCACGGUGGCGCUAGUUAAACGAGAAUGCGAGAAUAUUUUGAAGACGACCCGAGAAACUGCAAAGAGACGAAUUCACGAAAUAGUAGAGCUUUACGACGAGGCUAAGGAAAAGGUGACCCGAUUAGAGGAACGUGUAGAAACGUACGAAGCUUUCGAACGUGAAUACGAAAACCGUGGUUUCGAGCUGGCGAAUUUACUUGAAACUUUAAAACGUUUCGACGUGGAUGUCGGCUCUGUCUGUCAACUCGCGGCGGAGGCUUUAAAGAACUUGACCGAACGGGGGAACUUAUUCGAAGAAAGCAUGAAGAAUCUCAGGCAUCUCGCCUGGACCGUAAAAGACAGAAAGGACGAACCGCAACUGGUUUCAUUAAGGGAGCAGAAUUCCGUUUUGAGAGAGAUAGUGAAGAAUCUUAAAAAAAAGUUUCAGAUGCUCGGCCAAACGCACGACGAAAUCCCGGUAAAAGAAGCUACGAAACAACACGAACGUAUGCUCCUCGAAAAUGAGAUAAAUCCUCGAAAUAUUAAUGGACACUUGUCGGACGAGCGAUUGUCGGACGUAAAUGCAACGGAAAAUCCUAUAAACCCGUCAAUUCGCGAGAAUAAUAACGAUUACGACGCGAAGAAACGCAACGGACGCGGUGCAAUUGAAACGCGUACAAUGACCGUUGGGUACAAGAGCGAGAAUCGAAGCGAGCAGUUCGAUAUCGAACGUACGAUAAUCGAUAAAUGCGGGAAACUGUUGUGCAUUGAGACCCAUUCAAACGGCGUGGUAUACGAAGAGUACGUGUUCAAAUUAUCGACCGAGCGAGAAAUAAAAAUCAAAUAUCCGAUUUUAUUGAAUAACGACGAGGCGGUUGUUAGGUUGGAGUUCGUGGAUAACGAAAACGAUUACGAAGUGGCGCCGAUGGACAGAAUGUUGAUAUUAUUCAAAAACGUGUGCGUGAAUGUGAACGUCAAGCAAACCGGUGUACCGUGCAGCACGCAAACUACAAAGAUAAAAACCUCCAACAUCUUUACGCAAACGACGGUUACUGGAGUAAACUCGUUUUCUCGUUUAAACAUGGGCGCCACGGUGAGUGAAAUGAAUUUCCACUUUUCUCACUUUGAAAUUGCACAUUUGAAAAUUUGGUUAUUUUACUAA